Molecule: messenger RNA, 3363 nt
Organism: Emericellopsis cladophorae
Lineage: Eukaryota; Fungi; Ascomycota; Sordariomycetes; Hypocreales; Bionectriaceae
Product: Myosin tail region-interacting protein-like protein
Exons: 3
Coding region: 1-3363 (1120 amino acids)
Biological process (GO): protein transport to vacuole involved in ubiquitin-dependent protein catabolic process via the multivesicular body sorting pathway
Cellular component (GO): ESCRT-0 complex
Molecular function (GO): protein binding
Source: RefSeq, a predicted model, not a curated record
AUGGCCGCUCUGUUCCGCGUCAAGGCCCUCUACGACUACACCUCCCCACACGAGGACGACCUCAACUUCGACGCCGGCCAAGUCAUCACCGUCACAGAAGAGGAGGACGAUGACUGGUACGGCGGUGCAUACACAGAUUCCGACGGCAACAAGCGCGAAGGCAUCUUCCCUCGUAACUUUGUAGAAAAGAUCGAGCCGGCCGCCCCGCCUCGUCCCACGAGGACCAGAACCAAGAAGGAGGAGCCUGAGGCGACAGCUGCUGCUCCCGCGCCUGCUCCUGCGCCUGCUCCUGCGCCUGCUCCUGCGCCUGCUCCUGCGCCUGCUCCUGCUGCUGUGACGCAAUCUCAGCCAGAGCCCGAUGCGACAAGAGAAGAGGAUCGGCAACGGCCUCAGCUGGAGCAGUCUGCCGAGGCCGAGCAACAGAGCCCUGCCCAGCCAGCAGCUCCCGAGCCCCCAGCUCCAGUACCGGACCUUGCUGCCGCCACGAAGCCCGUUGAAGAGUCUACAGCUCCUACUCCCAAGAGGACCGAGCCGGUUGCUGUUCCAGCUCCUAAGGCGAAGGCUGCGAGCCCGUCCCCGCCCGUGUCCGAUAAACCACCCAGCAAUUCCUUCAAGGACCGCAUAGCAGCCUUUAACAAAUCGACCGCGCCGCCUGUCGCGCCAUUCAAGCCUAGCGGACUAAGCACCAGUGCGGGCAGCAGCGGCGGCGGCGCUAGCUUCAUAAAAAAGCCCUUCGUUGCUGCUCCUCCUAGCCGCAACGCUUACGUUCCGCCCCCGCAACACGCGCCAGUGUCCAAGGUCUAUCGACGGGACGAAGAUCCCGAGAUUCGAGAAAAAGAAGCCGAGAACAAGGUUCAAGCAGAGAAGGCUGGGCUGGUGCCUCACGGCGAGGCAGAGCAAGAGGGCGAAGACGGCGAGGACCAGCCUAAACCCACCACGCUCAAGGAGCGUAUCGCUUUGCUCCAGCAGCAACAGAGGGAGCAGGCACAACGACACGCAGACUCCGCUGCCAAGAAGGAAAAGCCAAAGAAGCCGGCAAAGAAGCCCGAGCCUGUACCAGUUCCCCCGACCGCGGCCGGGGAAGCUGAGGACGAGGAUGUCGCAACAGCCGUCUUGUCACCUCCCGCUCGCACAUCAACCGAAGAGUCAACCGCUUCGGGAACAUCGACCGAUGAGGCUCGAGCGUACGAGCCGCCGCCAACUCGCCGCAAGUCCACCACCAGGCCGCCUGUGCCUCAAGCACACGAUGGGAAUGAAGCUGAUGUGUCGGGUGCUGGCGACACCACUGAGGGUCAUGAUGAGACUACGGAGCGGGAAGACAACGAAGAGCCGGUUGGACAGCCGACGAGACCACAAGUACCGCCUGCCUCCGCUCCAAGCGUACCUCCACGGCAAUCGCUAGAGGCACAGCGUGGACAGACUGCUGAUGACGAAAAGGAAGCUAAUGAAGAGGAAAAGGCAGAGGAGGAGGAAGAAGAAGAAGAAGAAGAAGAAGAAGACGUGGAUCCCGAAGUCAAGCGUAGAGAAGAGCUGCGUGCACGUAUGGCCAAGAUGAGUGGUGGCAUGGGAUUCGGUGGCAUGUUCGGCGGGUCUAUGCCUGGUGCUGCCCCGGCUCCGAAAAAGAAAAAGCCAGCGACUACGCCCAAGACCGAAUCGACCCCGAUCGUCGAAGACGAGGAGGAGCCCAUGUCUCCCUCAGCUGCCCCGCCAGUACCUACGAUGAUGGCCAUGCCUGGGAUGGGCGGUCCAAGGAAGUCAGAGGACACACCACGGCCAGUCGAGGAUGAGCCAGCUGCUGCUGCGCGUGCGCCGCCACCACCACCUUCCAUCCCUCCAAGACAGCAACCGGUGGAGCAGACAGAAGAGGAAUAUGAAGAGGAAGACGACGAGGAGACGCCAGCAGUCACCCCAGUCCGACUGGAGCAGUACCAAGGGCAGUUCCCCCUGUACCUGGAGGUCGACCUGCACCACCUCCCGUCCCCGCCGAAGGUACCACCAGUGCCGACGCCAGUCAGGCCGCCUCAAGCUGGCGAAGAGAAUGAGAGUGAAGCUACAGAGUAUGAAGGGGACUACGACACCGAUAUUGGCUCCUCGGUGCCUCACAAGGACGCACUCAAGGCACACUCGCGCGAGUCCAGCCAAGAGCUGCAGUCGCCUGUCGAUGUGCCUCCCCCGGCACCGCCUCAAGUGCCCUCGGCAGCGGCGCCGCGGGCAGUGCCACCGCCUGUCCCGACGCAACCCCCUCAGUCGCCGCCCAGCAUACGUCGCUCUGUGGAUGUCCCGCGAGCUGCUCCUCCGCCACCGCCUUCCAUGGAGGCUGCAUCGCCGGGAGCUAUGUCGAACGAGUUCUCAUCCUACAACUACUCCGCGCCGACGCCCACUCUACUGAGCAAGACACCGCGGAUCGAGGAGGAGACAUAUUUCACCGACCCACGGCAGGCCCAGCAGCCACCUGCGCAGUCGCCGCCGGCGGGACGAGCACCGCCGCCCCCAGCCCCCAGCGGACGGGGCCGUCAGUCGCUUGAUGUCGGAAGGAAAAGCAUGUCCGCGCGUCGGUCGACGGACCAGCAACGUCCUGCCGGCGAGUCGGGAUUCAUCGCGGACGACAUUGAUCUCGCGGUGCAGAGCGGCUGGUGGAAGCAGGCCGGCCAGGUCCCGCCUGUGCUGCAGGGCAGACGCGACAUUUUCUUUGAGUCAGACGAGUCGACCACGACAAACCAGGGGUCCAAGACGAUUGUCACGAGGGAAACAUGGGUUCUGUUCCAGGACUACUCUCAAACGAUCAUCACCGCCCGGUAUGAUCCUUAUGAUCCCUCGGAUGUAGAACUGGAUCAACGUCAUGAGCCCCCGCCGCGGCCAUUGCGUCAAGACGAGAUGGAGGACUUUUAUGAGCGGUUCGGUCUACCCAUUUCCACCGCCGCCAGCUCCAAGAAGGACAGUGUUGUUGGAGAUGGUACGCCCGUUGGGCUUGUGCUGGAGUUGCUGCGACCAUUCAAGGAUGCGCUCCGACCCAUUGGCAGCCGUGCAUUUGGCGCCCUCGUAUACUCUAACAUGGCCAAUGCCUCGACGCAACAAAACGACGUGAUCCGCCCCGGCGAUAUACUGUCAAUUCGCAACGCCAAGUUCCAAGGCAAGCAUGGGCCGAUGCACGCCAAGUACAGUGUCGAGGUGGGCAAGCCCGACCACGUGGCCAUUGUGGCCGAGUGGGACGGGACCAAGAAGAAGGUCCGCGCCUGGGAGCAGGGGCGUGAGAACAAGAAGGUGAAGAUGGAGAGUUUCAAGCUCGACGACCUCAGGAGCGGUGAGGUCAAGAUCUGGCGAGUAAUGCCCCGGAGCUGGGUCGGUUGGAACACGCAGGCCUAG